Protomyces lactucae-debilis is the source of this 1614-nucleotide messenger RNA. RefSeq lists its product as uncharacterized. Gene Ontology annotation, molecular function: D-lactate dehydrogenase (cytochrome) activity; FAD binding; D-lactate dehydrogenase (NAD+) activity. Lineage: Eukaryota; Fungi; Ascomycota; Taphrinomycetes; Taphrinales; Protomycetaceae. Gene Ontology annotation, biological process: lactate catabolic process. The record is from RefSeq and is a predicted model, not a curated record. The transcript has 2 exons. Gene Ontology annotation, cellular component: mitochondrion. Bases 1 to 1614 code for a protein of 537 amino acids.
AUGAAUCAGUUCAAGUUUGCUUACAGGCGUCACUGUCGCCGCUACGCAUCGUUUGUGGGCGACGAGGUGAAGGUAAAAUCAAACCGCAGUUUCCUGCUCGGCGCAAGUGUUGGCGCGUCUGUGGGCGUAGCCACUGCUCUGUAUGCACAGCAUCAGUUCGUGCCGAGCAAAGUCCGCUCAAGGGGCAAGUACGGUGGUCCGGACGACUUGAGGGACGCUACGCAUGCCCUGCGAAAGGUCCUCCAGCAAAAGCAAAUAUCGGAAGAUGAGUCAGACCUGCAGCAACAUGGCUCUAGUGCGUGGUUUCCUUCUCAUGACGAGGGCUCACCUAAUAUUGUGGUCUAUCCCAACUCUACUGAAGAUGUGCAAAAGAUUGUACGCAUUGCGUCAACCUACAAGAUCCCAGUCAUCGCUUAUGGAGCUGGGACGUCUAUUGAAGGACAAUUCACUACCUCACUUGGCGGCAUAUGCAUCGAUCUAAGCCAGAUGGACAGCAUUGUUCAGAUUGAUCAAGAAGACAUGACUGUCACCCUUCAGCCUGGAGUCGGUUGGCAGAGUCUCAACCUCGAGUUGGAAACGCGCAAGACUGGCCUGCUCUUUCCUGUAGAUCCAGGUCCAGGAGCAUCCAUUGGCGGCUGCGUCGGCACAUCAUGUUCAGGACCGAAUGCAGCUCGCUGGGGGACCAUGAAGGACUGGGUUCUUUGUAUGACAGUCGUCACCAUCGACGGUCAAGUGUUUCGAACGCGUUCCAAGGCCAAGAAGUCUAGCACGGGUUAUGACCUGAACCACCUAUUCAUUGGUGCAGAAGGCACACUUGGCAUCGUCACCGAGAUCACCCUCAAACUGACUCCUAAACCGACGCACGAGCUUGUUGGCAGUUGCAGCUUCACUUCACCAACCGACAUCACACAGGCAGUCCUGCUCGCACAAAAGGCGGGCGUCAAUGCCCAGUGUUUUGAGCUUUUGGACGACACCAACAUGCCGGCCAUCAAUCGAUAUGGUAACUUCAAUUAUCCGGAAAAGCCGCACCUCUUCUUCAAACUCUCUGGCAAUUCUCCUCGCCUACUAAAACAGGAGAGUGCACUGCUAUCCGAGAUCUGUCGCUCACUUGGUGGCGGAGAGUUCACCGUGGCGAAAAGUGACGAAGAGGCUACAGCCAUCUGGUCGGCGCGCAAGAAUCUCUUGCUUGCCUGCUUAUCGAUGCCUGAAGCACAGGGCUGCACAGCUAAAUCUACAGAUGUCUGUGUGCCCGUCAGCAAGCUGCCAGAUCUCAUUCGUCGAUUCAAGGCUCGGGCCAAAGAGUUGGGCGUCAUUGCGCCGGUCAUUGGUCACGUUGCUGAUGGCAACUUCCAUUCCCUCAUGAUAUACAAUGAGCAGGACACUGAAUUGAUGACAAAGGUCUCACAGCUUAGUGAUGAACUUCUCAAGAUGGCGCUUGAUCUCGAGGGCAGUGUCAGCGGUGAACAUGGCGUCGGCAACCAGAAGCGGCAUUAUCUGGCAACCGAAUACGGCGAUGUCGGUGUAGAACUGAUGCAAAGGAUCAAGGACGCAUUCGAUCGGGAUGGGCUGUUGAAUCCUGGUAAAUUGUUACCAGAAAGCGGCAGAAGGGCCUGA